This is a messenger RNA of Recurvomyces mirabilis, 948 nucleotides long. RefSeq lists its product as uncharacterized. The transcript is spliced from 2 exons. NCBI's taxonomy places the organism in Eukaryota, Fungi, Ascomycota, Dothideomycetes, Mycosphaerellales, Teratosphaeriaceae. The record is from RefSeq and is a predicted model, not a curated record. Bases 1 to 948 code for a protein of 315 amino acids.
AUGCACGAUGAUCUACUAUUCCAGCUGGCUGCUUUACUGGCUUCAAGAUCUGCUGGCGACUACGGAUUUCAUAUUGCGACUCGACCUGUGCUGACAUGGUUACGUUACAACGUGCCGGGAGCACUGAAAGCCGAGCUAGCAAAAAACGAGCGUUCUACAGAAUCGUUGAUUGGUGUUGUCGCAUUGCUCACAGGCUGGGAAAGGGCUUACGGCGAGGCUGGUGCAUUUAGCAUGCACUUACAAGCGCUGCGCAGAAUUGUAAAGCAGUCAGACAGGCCAUUGUACGACGUCCAGGUACCGAAGAAGGUGGCCGUCAUGCCACCCGCUUUGGACGCAAGUCAUCUGCCGGCGGGGUUUGCUAUGCUUUAUACUCAACGCUUACUGCCUGCCGAGCUCAUAUCAAGAUGUGCUGCCGUAGCCUCAGCCCGGGUGGGUGACGCUGAUAUGUAUGACAAGCUGUGGAGAACAUCCUUGAUAACCACGGGCUUGGGCCCGAGCAGCGACGCCGCCGCUGAAGCAUUUGACGGCGGCCAUAUCACUGCGCAGAUUGCGAAGCACGUCAGACUGGCCUCGCUGAUGUGCAUGACAUUUCUCUUAAUCUCCGGGCGACAAGAGAGGUUCCAUCAACCAUUGAUGGAGGGAUUCGAGCCGGCUCUUGCUGAUACUGUCCACCUGCCCUCGGACACGCUUACGGGUACCAUCUACGACGACGUACUUCUAUGGAGUCUAUGCGUCUUCUACUUGGCAGCUGGACGGCUGCCUGUACGACAACUACUUGCAUUCCGAGACCUGCUGCAUAAGUUCGGCAUCCCAGUCAAAACCCAGUCCUGGCUCCAGCUGCGAGAUCUUAUGCGCCUUUAUCUAUAUAACAGUGCCUUCGACGAGCGGUUACAAUGGGUCAUGGGACUGGAGGAGGCGGCGAAUUCGAGCCAAGGCGCAAAAAGGUAG